This is a messenger RNA of Staurois parvus, 291 nucleotides long. Lineage: Eukaryota; Metazoa; Chordata; Amphibia; Anura; Ranidae. The record is from the annotation of a GenBank genome assembly.
AAAUGCAGGCAGGGCACAGGACAAAGCACUCGGGACAAAAUGUAUGUGAAAUGGUUUGAUACAGUAAUGUGAUCCUAACAGAUUACAAUGUAUUGUGUGUAUGUCAUAUUUUUACUUUUUUUGAAUCUCCCGCCGGUUCCACCCCCCUGCAUUGCGAUGCUCGUAGGGAAGAAAACCCGGAAGACGGAUGCCGGCAUCGGCUGGAGGACACAGCGGGAUGACAUCGGGGGAUCGCAGGACAAGGUAAGGAUCGGGGGAUCGCAGGACAAGGACUACAGUGUAAUCCCGAGU